AUGUUCUACAUGCAUUUGCUCGUCAACAAGCGUGGGCCGUUGGCCAAAAUAUGGCUUGCUGCCCACUGGGAGAAGAAGCUCACCAAAACUCAUAUAUUUGAGUGCAAUUUAGAGACUACCAUUGAAAAGAUCAUCUUGCCAAAGUUUACGAUAGCUCUACGAACCUCUGGACACUUACUCCUAGGAGUGGUGCGAAUUUACCACAGGAAAGCAAAGUACCUAUUAGCAGACUGUAGUGAAGCUUUGACAAAAAUGAAGACAGCCUUUCGCCCAGGACUUGUUGACCUUCCAGAAGAGAGCUUUGAGGCUGCUUAUCAGUCCAUUACAUUACCUGAAGAAUUUCAUGAUUUUGAAACACCACUACCUGAUUUAAAUGCCAUUGAUGUUGCUGAACAUUUUACCUUGAAUCAGAGCAGAGCUGAAGACAUCACACUUACAGAGGAUUACGAAAGCAAUAUACUUCUCUGUGAUAGAAACUUUGAAAUCCUGUUGAGGGAUGAGCAAAAUGGCCUAGAUAAUGACAUUCUUGAUAUGGAGGAAGAACGUCCUUUGUCACAAGAUCUGCCAGAGAACAGCACAGCUAUUGAGUCCAACUGCGCGGACACCACCGAUAAGAAAGUCAGUCAUGUAAUGAAUGAAGCAAUACUUUUAUUGAAAGAAGAAGAAGGAUUUGUGCUUGAACCAGUUAAUGAUACAGCUGUCGCCCAGAGGAAAAAAAAUAAAAGAAAGAGGAAGUUGCUUGUGGAUGUAAACAAGGAACUCGGCUGCAACGCUAUAUACAACCAACUUAACAACUGCACAGACAUCCUUGCUACGUUAGACCUCGCACCCCCAACGAAAAAAACAAUGAUGUGGAAGAAAUCAGGAGGUGUGGAUAAACUCUUGUCCCACACUACACAGCCUGUGUUUCAUGCUGAGCUACAAAUGUUGUUUGCAAAAUGCUUCAAGAGUCACGGAUUUAAGAUGAGAAGAAAUGGAAUACAGAGGGUGUCUGAAAUGGAAGAAACGAGAAAAGAGAAAGAUACCACAGAGAUGCUGAUAGUAGAAGAGCCAAGUUACCUACAGGAGUCAGCUCAUUCAGAGACUGAGAGAAAAAUCAGAAAUGAUUCAUUUAUGUUGACAUCACAGAAUAACAGAAAUGAAACUGGUCAUAACUGUGGUGAAACUAUACAGGGUGGAACGGCUUUCUCUGAGAGCUCCCCACUGGUGAACAGUUUGCUGGGCCAAGAAGCUGAACCCCAGCAAGCUGAGUUAGCAAAUGAACUAACAAGGAACGGGAAAGACAGUGAAGAAAUAAGGUGGAGCAAAAGAACUCUUCAGUUAUUAGAAAAUUUACAGCACCUGAAGCGAUCAGGCGUGCGUGCUUUCAGUUUUUGGGAGCUCUGCCGGAAAAACAAGCGGAAAGAAGUUGCAGUCAAGUUUUACACCUUUCUUGUUCUAAAGAAGCAGUCGGUUAUUGAGCUGAGACAGAGCGCUCCCUUCGCUGACAUUACAGCCACCAUUGGCCCCAUGUUCAACACUCGCUGA
This is a messenger RNA of Charadrius vociferus (killdeer), 1527 nucleotides long. RefSeq names its product RAD21-like 1 (S. pombe) (gene RAD21L1). Lineage: Eukaryota; Metazoa; Chordata; Aves; Charadriiformes; Charadriidae. Gene Ontology annotation, cellular component: cohesin complex; synaptonemal complex. Gene Ontology annotation, biological process: synaptonemal complex assembly; replication-born double-strand break repair via sister chromatid exchange; mitotic sister chromatid cohesion. The record is from RefSeq and is a predicted model, not a curated record. Bases 1 to 1527 code for a protein of 508 amino acids. Gene Ontology annotation, molecular function: protein binding; chromatin binding. The transcript is spliced from 12 exons.